AUGUUCACCCUCUCUCUCUUUCCUACAACCUUUCCCUCUCUCUCUUCUUCCUCAUCCCUCCCCUUCCAUACUUUCCCCUUCCUUUCUAUCUUUCUCUUUAAAAAAGAAGAAAAUGUUCACCCUCUCUCUCUUUCCUACAACCUUUCCCUCUCUCUUUUUCCUCAUCCCUCCCUUCCAUACUUUCCCCUUCCUUGUUAUCUCAUGAAACCUAAUUUAUCGGAGAAAAUGUUCACCCUCUCUCUCUUUCCUAUAACCUUUCCGUCUCUCUCUUCUUCCUCAUCCCUCACCUUCCAUACUUUCCCCUUCCUUUCUAUCUUUCUAUUUAAAAAGGAGAAAAUGUUCACCCUCUCUCUCUUUUUCAUACAACCUUUCCCUCUCUCUUCUUCCUCAUCCCUCCCCUUCCAUACUUUCCCCUUCCUUUCUAUCUUUCUAUUUAAAAAGGAGAAAAUGUUCACCCUCUCUCUCUUUCAUACAACCUUUCCCUCUCUCUCUUCUUCCUCAUCCCUCCCCUUCCAUACUUUCCCCUUCCUUGUGAAGAUUCCCCACCUCUCUCUUUCUUCUCUCUCUUCUUCAUUCUUUUCCUUCCAUUCUUUCCCUACCUUGCUAUCUCAUCAAAUCUGUCUAUCUAUCGGUCUAUCUAUCUAUAUAUCUCUCUAUCCAAUUUAUUUUAUCUUCGGAAGAAAUUUCCCAAUGGCUCCAAAUGUGACUGAAGAAGAGACAUUCCAAUGCUCGAAAUGCGACCAAUUUUUGGACUUGAUAUCGAAGACAUUAUCGUGUCUUCAUUCUUUCUGCGGGUCGUGUGUAGAGAUGAUUCUUGGAGGAAAUGGCCAGUGUCCCCAGUGUCAACAGCCUGUGACUGGUGACGAGUUGAGACUGGCACCAUUUUUGAGGCCACAAGAAGUCGCAACGGACGCACAACUGAGAAGACUUGUCCGGCAAGGAGAGGGUCGAUGCCAUUCGGGUCAUCACGACGGACGACUGUCGCCGGCACUGCCAAUCCAAGGACGACUUCUGCGUGUGGUACAACGUGUGCCUGUGCGACGCAUGUUACAAGGAUCACAUGAUCGCAUCCCCGCAAUGUCCGCCUCGUCCGUUGACGGUGAGGGAGGAGACGUCAAAAGAGAAGAAGCGCGGCUCCACCCUGGAUCGGGAACUCCGCUUGAAAUCCACAUCCGGGCGACGAACGAGUAG
Messenger RNA from Acanthosepion pharaonis, 1191 nucleotides. Lineage: Eukaryota; Metazoa; Mollusca; Cephalopoda; Sepiida; Sepiidae. The record is from the annotation of a GenBank genome assembly.